Messenger RNA from Mycena indigotica, 906 nucleotides. RefSeq lists its product as uncharacterized. NCBI's taxonomy places the organism in Eukaryota, Fungi, Basidiomycota, Agaricomycetes, Agaricales, Mycenaceae. The transcript is spliced from 4 exons. Gene Ontology annotation, cellular component: nucleus; precatalytic spliceosome. Gene Ontology annotation, biological process: mRNA splicing, via spliceosome. Gene Ontology annotation, molecular function: zinc ion binding; RNA binding. The record is from RefSeq and is a predicted model, not a curated record. The coding region runs from base 10 to 906 and encodes 298 amino acids.
CCACAGAGCAUGUCCGAAUAUUGGGUCUCGAAGAAAAAGUACCUGUGCAAGUACUGCAACAUAUAUAUCGCGGACGACCAACCUUCCAAACAGCUGCACGAGAAUGGUCUAAAGCACAAAGGGAACCUGGAGAGGUACAUUCGAGGGAUUUACAAGGCGGGGGAGAAGAAAAAGAAGGAGGAUGAAGAGGAGCGACGGGAGAUGGUCAGAGUAGAACAGGCCGCGCAAAUAGCGUAUUCACAAGACCUUGGCGCCGGACGCGCAAAAUCUGGUGGCUCGACAUCGCAACCUCCCCCGAUUGCCUCUUCUUCCAAGAAACCUCCCCCAAAGCCGUCUAAUCCGUUCGCCAAUUACUCGACAGCCAAAUCAUUGGGUUAUGUCGACCCUGACGCCGACGCUGCCAUUGCGGCAGCACAAGGACAACGUUUGCACGGUAUUGUAGGCGAAUGGCAGGUAGUUGAACCACAAGCCGAGGCAGCACCAACAUCUUCGACCGAAGUUGGAGUCAAACGGUCUGCGGAGGAAUUGGGUGAGGAGGAAAGCCGAGAAUUCAAGCUGAGGAAAAAGACGAUGGCUACUGGUCUGGGUCAAAUAUAUGACCCCGGCGCUCUGUCGAUAAAACUCAAGAAACGAGAAGACCCAGGGGCUGAACCUAUCGCUGCCGAACCGGACGCGCCAGAGCGACCAAAAUGGACAAAGACCACAUGGACAAAGGCGGGAGAUGAGAAGGAAUCGGACUUGGUCAAAUCAGAGGAAGUCGUAAGGGAAGUCGAGGAAGAAGAAAAGCCUCCAUCAACACCAGACAUUGUCAAACCAGAACCUGACCUCGAGCCUCCGCUACCCAGUGAGACCGUCGUAUUCAAAAAGCGGAAAAUUCCAGCUGGUGGAUCGCGGAUAAGGAGGUAG